CUUGAAAUGAUUGAUCAUUCACCAAGCCAGUAUGCAGAAUUGAAUGAGAUGACUCGAUCAGAAGACACCUCGCAAACCUUACUGAUAAACACUCCACACUGCGCCGAACUAAAAAGCGAAUACGCUUCUCUUAGUCCAUCCACACGCUGCUGGGAAAUUGCUAGUUACAAAGUGACCUUAAAGGAGGUCGUGGGUAAAGGUGCCUUUGGUCAAGUUGCCAAGGCAACGGUGACAGGGCUUCAUGAAAGUCCCAAUAAAACGCUAGUUGCUGUUAAAAUGUUGAAAGACCACGCUUCUGAAUCAGACAAGAAGCAGUUACAGUCUGAGCUUGAAUUGAUGAAACAACUUAAACCUCAUCCUUAUGUCGUCAAACUCCUGGGAUGCGUCACGAAAUCUGAGAUUGUAAAACGCAACAUUCUCUUCUUGUCAAAGGUUGUUCAUCGUGACCUUGCGGCUCGUAAUGUGUUGGUUGGAGAAGGAGAAACAUGCAAAGUGACAGACUUUGGAAUGGCCAGAGAUGUGCAAGAGGACAACAUUUNAAAGUACGAAAAAAAAACUCAAUGCCUAAUGAUGGGAUGCGUGUCAACUCUGCAUUCUUUAGAGAUUGUAAAACGCAACAUUCUCUUCUUGUCAAAGGUUGUUCAUCGUGACCUUGCGGCUCGUAAUGUGUUGGUUGGAGAAGGAGAAACAUGCAAAGUGACAGACUUUGGAAUGGCCAGAGAUGUGCAAGAGGAAAACAUUUACGACAGAAAAUCCGGGGGGCGUCUCCCUGUAAAAUGGACUGCCAUUGAGGCGUUGCUGUACGGAAGAUAUUCCACAAAAAGUGAUGUGUGGAGCUACGGAGUUCUCCUCUAUGAGAUUUUAACAAUUGGAGGUUCACCAUAUCCAAGGAUGGAUGGAAGGAAAAUCGCACACUCCCUUCAAGAGGGAUACAGAAUGCCUAAACCCCAACAUGUGGACGAUAAGUUGUAUGACAUAAUGACAAACUGUUGGAAAAAUGACCCUAACGCGAGACCAUCUUUUGAGCAUUUAAGGAAUGAACUUAAAAAAAUGGAAAGGCAGAAGGGGUUGAUAAACUUUAAAAAUUACGAGCAUCAUCAAUACGCUAAUGUUGACGAUCUUGCAGUGUAACCAAAUUCUAAUACAGGAAAGUAUGGAGUAAUGAAUAUUUCUGCCGGCCCUGCCAGAUCAUUU
This is a messenger RNA of Stylophora pistillata, 1194 nucleotides long. RefSeq lists its product as uncharacterized. Gene Ontology annotation, molecular function: transmembrane receptor protein tyrosine kinase activity; ATP binding. Gene Ontology annotation, biological process: cell surface receptor protein tyrosine kinase signaling pathway; multicellular organism development; protein phosphorylation. Gene Ontology annotation, cellular component: plasma membrane; signaling receptor complex. The record is from RefSeq and is a predicted model, not a curated record. Lineage: Eukaryota; Metazoa; Cnidaria; Anthozoa; Scleractinia; Pocilloporidae.